This is a messenger RNA of Priapulus caudatus, 1939 nucleotides long. Its product is annotated as vacuolar protein sorting-associated protein 18 homolog. Gene Ontology annotation, molecular function: protein-macromolecule adaptor activity. The record is from RefSeq and is a predicted model, not a curated record. Bases 512 to 1939 code for a protein of 475 amino acids. NCBI's taxonomy places the organism in Eukaryota, Metazoa, Priapulida, Priapulimorpha, Priapulimorphida, Priapulidae. The transcript has 6 exons. Gene Ontology annotation, biological process: lysosome organization; organelle fusion; endosome organization. Gene Ontology annotation, cellular component: endosome; HOPS complex.
AACCUAUUGGCAGUGAUGGCUCUACAGUGAACUACCUGCAAACAUUGAUAUUACGUCUGAUUUGCAUUUACGCGUGUUAUUUGUGGACGAGAGCCUAUUAACGUGUAUUCCAUCGGCAAUAUACAUAGCAUAGGUUCUGUGAUGAUUACUCUGCUGCCGUUCUGGACAAUACUAGCCAAUGGAUUAGCGGUGAUCCCUUACGUAAUGCUUCGCGUUUGUUGACACGUGACGGGCGGGAGUUAGAGGACGAUGGAAUGUUUCACGCAAGUUUGGAUAUUGUUCAUUAUUGCUCCAUGACAGUAUUCAUCAUACCGUGUUGGAGAUAUACGGAAUAUCGUACGGAUGGAUGGGUGAGUGGAUGGAUGGAGCGAUUGAUGAAUCAAUGGAUGGUUGCGUACAUUUAAUGGACAGGCAGGUUCUUGAAUGAUAGAAAGUCCUGCAAGCAUUUCCUGGCGAAACAAAUGCGAGUUUAUAGACUCUACCUACUGACUUAGACUCCACCUACCUAAAGAUGGCUUCACUGCUAGAUCAGUAUGAGCAAGCCACAGCAAGAGCAAGUUCUGCAGUGGCAUCAUCAAGGAGUGCAGCCACAGAGGCAACGUCUAGGGGAUUUGUCAAUGUCAAAACGCAGGAUGAUAUUCCGAUUUUUACUAAACAGAGAAUCAAUUUCAAGCCACGUGACUCUAUAUCACACCUGGUUGUGAGCAACACUAUGCUAGUGUUGGCCAUGAAAAGAAACAUGCUGCUGAGGAUAGAUCUAAAGCAACCAGAUUCCCCAGAGGAAAUUGAUAUCGGACGGCCUGAUGAUGACAAAAUACACAAGCUAUUCUUGGAUCCUACAGGUCAGCAUUUACUGAUCAGCAUGGAGCACUCUACUGAAGUACUAUAUUUGUCAAAGAACUCUAAGAAGGUUAGACAAGCAUCCAAGAUGAAAGGCAACGUGGUUUCAGCUGUAGGAUGGAAUCGCCGUAACACGCUAGACAGUGUGACAGGGCCAAUCCUUAUAGGCAGCAAAGAUGGCUUAUUGUUUGAGACAGAGCUGGCCUCUGGAGAUGAUAGAUAUCUGUUUCAGUCCAAUUUGGAGCAGUAUCUCCGGCAGCUUUACAACCUCGGUAAAGAGCGACCGGUCGCUGUCACUGGCUUAGAGUUUGACCUGAUGCCUAGUAGCUCGUUAACUGAGCACAAGUACUACAUCUUGGUGACGACGCCUGGCCGACUGUACCAGUUUAUUGGCACUGUGCCAAGCUCCUCGGAAGCACCCGUUCUCCUCGGUAUCUUCAGCUGCUAUGAGAUGAAUCCGGAGCGAUUUCUUGAACUACCAGGUAAUUUUGGCCACAGCCAAUUGAUGUUCUAUGCACCGAGAGAAGACGCGUCGCAACAGACCCCCGGUCCACCGAAAACCUUUUCCUGGAUGACCGGUCCGGGCGUCUACUAUGGCCAGGUGGACUACAGCGGUCACUCGGGCGCGGAUUCGGUGACCGUCGGCGCGAAGCUGCUGCCGUAUCCCGCGUCGAGCGUCGGGCACCCGCUCGCGAUCGCCGUCACGGAGUUCCACGUGCUCGUGCUGUAUGCCGACGCGCUGCGGGCGAUCAGCGUGCUCAACGAGCAGCUCGUCCUCGACGACGUCUUCGGCGACAAGUUUGGACGGCUGGUCGGCAUCGCGCAGGACCCGCUGCGCGGCGCCAUCUGGGCGUACACGGAGCACGCCGUCUUCAAGUACCGCGUCGUGCGCGAGGACCGCGACGCCUGGCGCGUCUACCUGCGCAUGGGCGACUUUGAGGCGGCGCGCGCGCGCAGCCGCGGUGACCCGGCGCACUACGACGCCGUGCUGACGGGCGAGGCGGAGAGCCUGUUCCAGCGCGGCGCGUACGCGGAGAGCGCGGCGCUGUACGCGGCGACGCGCGCGCCCUUCGAAGAGGUCACGUGCGUGCAUGCGUGA